GCGUCGAGCGCAGACGCAGCGCAUAUAUCUCCUCCGCCCCCCUGGCACUGCCACCCCCUGCACGCGCUCCGCAUCGCCUACGCUCUUCUGGCGCUCCCACGACCUUGGCUGACCGAUCCCCCGAGCUCGACCUGCCAGUUACCACGUCCUGCCUGCAGCUGUGCCACAAAAAGCCCAUAACUACGCGGGGUCGCUGAGCGAUGAGCGAGGGCGCGCGGAACACGCGCCGGUUCUUCGGCGCGUCGAGCAGCGGCGCGGGCGAGAGCGGCACCGGCAGCGCGGGCUACCGGGACGGCGGCGGCGGCAUUGUGGUGUCGCGGAGCAGCGACGUGAACACGGGGAUCCAGGACGAGAACGUCCUGGCGCUGGUGUUCCGGUCCAUCAACUUCGACCCCAAGGCGGUCUGCACCGUGGCCUGCGUCAGCCGGCGCCUGCGCGCCGUCGCGGAGCGCGUGCUGUGGCGGGAGCUCUGCAUCUCCCGCGCCCCGCGGAUGGUGGCCUCGCUGACAGGGGUCCCGGUGGGCGGCCCGCCGCCCCCCGGGCGCAUUGUGGGCGGGUGGCCGGCGCUGGCGAAGCUGCUCCUCUUCUGCUGCGGCGCGGCGUCGGCGUCCGUCCCGGGCCACUCCACGGGGGUGUCCCGGUUCUCCAAGACCUCCGGGCGGAGCUUCCUGGCGCGGCGGUGCCGGGGCGACCUCCUCUACGUGUCGGACCCCUGCGAGCACGCCGCGCCGGGCGCGGACGACGACGUGGGCGCCUACCGCGGCGUGUUCCGCGGGUUCAUGCGCUCCCGGACCCGGGCGUGCCUGGUGGGGCGCCAGGCCGCGCUGGAGGCGCGCGUGCGCUGCCCCUACUGCGGCGCGCGCGUCUGGAGCAUGGUGGCGGCCGGGAUGGUGCCGCGCAUCGCGUGGCGGAGGCUCGGCGCCUACGAGGGCCGCCUCGAGUACUACGUCUGCGUCAGCGGGCACCUCCACGGCAACUGCUGGCUCGCGCGACUCACAUCCAGCGACGGCGAGCACGGCGGCGGCGACUCGGAGGAUGACGACGACGACGCGUCCACGGAAAGCGGCAGCGACGAUGGCCGUGCCGCGUCGUAGCUCGCGACAUUCCAGGUCCACUACCAUGUGUUCGAUGGAUUGGUAGCAGAGAGGCGUAGCUGUCCUACGGUCCGAACUGUAGCACUGAUGCUGUAGCGGAGAUCGGUGUCGAUCCCUGCCCUGUGCGUGCGUCAUUGCGUUGGGGCCGUUGGGGUGGCCAGCAACAGCAGCACGCGUGGUCUCUGCUUCUGCUUUGACUGACUGGCCGGCGGCUGGAUAAGCCACGAUGUUUACUGUUCCGGAGAGCAGUGCGCGCGGCUGGAUGGAGCCUUUUCGUGAUGUGAUCGGACACUCGUUUUCCGCCGUCACGGCUUUGUCGGUUGCCGGCCCUGUUGUACCCUGCUCCGUUUUCUCGCUUUCAAGCUGUCGCGUGUUGACUUGAAGAGGCGCUUGAGUCGAGUCUGCUGCUCCCUUGGCCCCGGGUCCCGGGUGACAAGGCAGCAUCUGCCUCCCCCCGUCUUUUCUUGCUUGCUUGCUUGGUUGGGAACUACGGAGUACAGCACGGUACUUGGAAGAGUCAGGCACUCAGGCAGCCGCCGGCUCCCUAGAUUGCUUCACUAGAGUCUAAAACUUGCCAGGACGUACAUUUACUCCGAGAAAACUGCAGUAGUUACGUUUAGCAUGUCAAAUUGUUACCACAACGUAGCAAAAUUUGAGUUACAAUAAGCUCUGUUUAUCA
Messenger RNA from Setaria italica (foxtail millet), 1773 nucleotides. Its product is annotated as EID1-like F-box protein 3. Lineage: Eukaryota; Viridiplantae; Streptophyta; Magnoliopsida; Poales; Poaceae. Gene Ontology annotation, molecular function: protein binding. The record is from RefSeq and is a predicted model, not a curated record. The coding region runs from base 201 to 1094 and encodes 297 amino acids. The transcript has a single exon.